Messenger RNA from Ectocarpus sp. CCAP 1310/34, 1404 nucleotides. The record is from the annotation of a GenBank genome assembly. NCBI's taxonomy places the organism in Eukaryota, Phaeophyceae, Ectocarpales, Ectocarpaceae.
UGGCGCUUGCGGUCUGUCGAAGAGCUCCCGGCCAUAUCGCAUGAGGCACGCGCACGCUCCUCUGCUCCUGUAUGUAGUUGAUCUCCCGGGUGAGGUCGCCAUGUUCGUUGACGAGGCCACCGAGGUACCGGAACUCUGUCGUCUGAGCGUAUUUCUGUCCCGCGGCUUCGAUGGUCAGUGGUGGAGGCGGGGCGGGCUGUGAUGUUGUAGUCGGCUUGUCCUUUGCGCACAUCAGGAGCGUCGUACAAACCACUCGGAAAAAGAAAACAAAAUGAUGAACUUGAGGAGUGGCCAUAAUCGGGUACACCCGGCCCCAAUCCGCCCAUUAUCGGGUACCUUUUUUAACACAGUCGGCAGCGCCCUCCUGGCGCCAUCUGAUUGGCCGACGCCCGCCCCUACCCGGCCCUGACCCUAUUCCCACCGGGUGCACCCGAUCUUGGCUACUCACCCCCCGGAGGGGUACCCGAUCUUACUCUCGCCUACCCGAAAAUGGCUGGGCUAUUCGACCACCAGCAGACCACGUUCACGAACACACGUCACCAACACCCCGCACUCGAGUUCCGACGCGUACGACGGCGGGCGGAGGCGGCCCUAACACGGCUAACGCGGCGGAACUCUCGUUAGAAGUGGAUCAGUGACUCCUCCUGCAACCCACCGCCGACGGCGGAACUCUCUCGGUUCUCGUUUCGUAUCGGAGGGGGAGGAGAAAGAGGGCCAGGCGGGCGGCGGUGGAUGAAUACCUCUCAAUACCUCACUCACGUGAUCACGUGAGCUGCACACAAAUACAUGACGCAGCUCAGAUAUGUCCACGGAAGCAUCAGGCACAGAAGCAUCAGGGUGUCGCUUUCGUCUGGAAUACAUGUAUAGACACAUCAAGACCGGAGAUGUAUGGCACGUUGUUGUGCACGCAGAGGGUCGUUCGUACACAGCAAAAUGCAGCAGCAGCAAGCAGUGGAUGGCGUGGUUGUGUCUCGAUCAAGACCGGAGAUAUAUGACACAUUGUUGUGGAGGAGGAAGAGGAUCGUACAUACAUACAGUAAUGCAGCAGCAGCAGGCAGUGGAUGCCAUGGGACCUCAGAUUAAUGAUAAUAAUUCCUUGACUUCGAACUCUCGUGAGUACGUGGGAGAGACAAGGAACUGCGGGCUUGCCACAGGAGAUGGUGAAAUAUAGAGAGAGUCUCAGUGGUGGUGCACGCAGCAUGAACGAUGUCCUAAGAUGACUGGUGGUGAAGUAACACGCGCCUUGCGCGAGGAUCGCGGUGUUCUCUACUUCAUCGCUCAUAUUCUGCCGAUGCCAGUCGACUGUUCAGGCACGAGUGCCGAAACUAACCACGAGAGACUUGGUGGGUUGAGGAGCGAGAUCUACUUGCAGGAGCGAGAUCUACUUCAAACGAGAAGAGUUCC